AUGGAAGAAACUUUCAGUUAUAUUUCACCGCAAAACAACAAUCUGGAGACAUUUUCUCUUAUAUGGCUCGAAACAUCAUUGGAUGAAACGAAGAAGUAUAUUGAUAUUCAACAGCGUCUCCGAGCAUCGAUCAACUGUUUAAAGAUAUUUCAAGAUAGCGAUGAAUGUGAAAAUUAUCUUCGAUCUAUAUCGAAAGAUAAUCGAAUUAUUUUAAUCAUAAAUGAUCAGUCAGGUGAAGAAUUACUAGUAGUGUCUCGAAUUCAUCAACUCAGACAAGUUUUUUCGAUUUAUGUAUAUUGUACAUGUGAAGAAAGAAACCAACAAUGGACUAAAACAUUUCCUAAGAUAAAAAAUAUCGGUACACAAUUCGACACACUUGUGAAUGAAAUUGAAUCUAAUCAAAUGAGAAGUAUUCGUAAUAAAGUUGACGAACCAUUUCAAAUAAAUAUUUUCAAAAUGAACAGUUGCCAAGAUCUAUCGACUACUGGACUUAAUGGUCAAUUCGUUUAUUCACAUCUGCUUAUUGAUUGUCUACUGCGAAUGGAAUCGAAUCCAAAUGAUAAAAAGGAAUUGAUUGAUGUGUGCAGAAAAUAUUAUGAUGGGAAUGUAUCUCAAUUGAAUAUUUUAAAUGAGUUUGAACAUAAUUAUUCGCCUGAUAACGCUAUUUGGUGGUAUACAAGAGAAUCAUUUCUAUUUAGACUUUUAAACAAAGCCCUUCGUGUGCAAAAUNUCGACUAA
This is a messenger RNA of Adineta ricciae, 738 nucleotides long. The record is from the annotation of a GenBank genome assembly. Lineage: Eukaryota; Metazoa; Rotifera; Eurotatoria; Adinetida; Adinetidae.